This is a messenger RNA of Ilyonectria robusta, 1186 nucleotides long. RefSeq lists its product as uncharacterized. The coding region runs from base 61 to 1146 and encodes 361 amino acids. The record is from RefSeq and is a predicted model, not a curated record. The transcript has 2 exons. Lineage: Eukaryota; Fungi; Ascomycota; Sordariomycetes; Hypocreales; Nectriaceae.
UGAAGUUCGCUGGUCGGAAGCCCAAUAUGGGUCGAUGUGUGCGCAAAAAAGUGGUGGAAAAUGGGCGCAGGUUUUCGCGGUGAAGUCGUAUCAGCGGCCAGGGCGGUGACGACGGAUGUGUUUCGUCCCCCCAGGCCAGCCAGUGUCCUGUUACCGGUAUCCCUGGGGUCGCUGGCGAAAACCGGCAGUGGUGAUGCCAGAAAAGCAAAGCUUGCGGUUGGGCAAAGAAAGCAAACGGCGGAGGAGAUGUUUGGAACGGCGAUCACCUCAGCCAGGCUGCAGGGUCGCUCGAAUAUGGGGGAUAUCGCGAGAGUUUGGGGCGAGUUUGUUCGGCUGCACGCACGUCGUGAUCCGAGGCCGGGAUUGAAUCAAGGCGAGGAAACGGGCAGGCCACACCAGACGAGACGACGUCUGCAACAGAACGACUCAGCGCAAACACGUCCCAGACACGAAAGGACAGAGGGAAGUUCCGAGAGACGGCUCGCGGUCAGAGGAAGCGCCGGGCGUGGUGUCUCGAAGUGUGGAAGUGUGGAGGACGGGGCCCUGGAGACUGUGGGCUUGUUGCUAAGGGGGACCCUAGGCCCAUCCUGGACCUCAUCCUGGCCGUAUCCUGGCGCGCUGGCGCUCUUGUUAAGUUGGGUUGGUCUCUGCGCGAAGCUGCACACCCCUGUACCCCUGGCCGGCGACUGCAACGAGACGGCGGGCGAGCAGACGGGUCUGCGGUGGGCGCGGUGUGGAAGAGCCCAUCGUGGGCUCUUAGUCCGCUUUGCUUCAGAUGGAGCCUGCAAAUGCAACUGGGAUGCAUUGUUGCAUCCAAGCGAGAGUUUACCAGCCAUGGAGGACGGAGUACGGAGUACGGGCUCCUCCGUCCAAGACCCCAGUGAUCGGUCACCACCUUGGGUUUGGACGGAUGGGAUGGAUGCCACCUCGACUGCACAACAACCGCAUCAACAGUCCAAGGAGCCAUCGGCCGACCCGAUCAGAGAGAGCCACACUCUCCACACACACUUGACCGCCCUACGCCUCCAUCAAGUGCUACCAGUGGUCGGGACGUCAUUGCCAUCAUCUCUAGUUCAUCAAAGCGGCAUCGUGACCAGAGCCAGUGACAGCGCCGCAGAGUUCACGACUGAGGCUUCCUCCGGCUAGGACCGCUUCAGUCAUACGACGCCCCAGAGCACUGUCCAAC